CAUCGGAGAAGGAGAGCAUCUUGCUCGAUAUAUAAGACAUGAGGCAAAUACCGCUAAAGAUGGUCACUCUAGCUAGCUCAAACCCGCAUGCAAUUCAAGUCUUCGAAUUCUACCGCCCUUCGGAAACUCAUUAACCAUCAUCAUGCGUGUCUCUACGGCUCUCGCCACCUUCUUCCUCUCCUUUUCCCUUGCGUCACCAUCUGCUAGCCAUGGCGGCCCCGGCGGACCAGACAGGGAUAUCCAGCCGGACGUCUACGAAGCCAUCCACCAGAGGGAGUCUAUCCUAGCCCUGACCCUGGACACCAAGGAUUGGGCUCACCUCGGCGACUCUGUGACCAAGGACGUCGUCUAUGACAGCCGUCCCCUGGGUCCCGACUAUGGUGGGCUCUCCGUGGGUCUGGAGCAGCUCAUCCAAAACAGCAAAGCUGCAUUUGGGAACGCCAGGGUCGGACACCACGUCUCCAACGCCGUCAUCAAGUUGAACAGGGACGCAACCCAGGCCAAUGUCACCACCUACAUCGUCUACUCUCGAUGGGACCUCAGUGCCCCCCACGACGUCAAAAAGUCCUUCCGGAUCUUCGAGAGGUGUGACGACGUAUUCGUGGUUGAUGACGGAACCUGGAAGUUGAAGCACAGUCUGGUCACCAACUUGGCGCCAGGGGCCGAAGCCCUCAACCUCGACGCUGGGCGCAAGCAUAAUUAG
Molecule: messenger RNA, 703 nt
Organism: Phialemonium atrogriseum
Lineage: Eukaryota; Fungi; Ascomycota; Sordariomycetes; Cephalothecales; Cephalothecaceae
Exons: 2
Coding region: 143-703 (186 amino acids)
Source: RefSeq, a predicted model, not a curated record